Messenger RNA from Aplosporella prunicola CBS 121167, 231 nucleotides. RefSeq lists its product as uncharacterized. The coding region runs from base 1 to 231 and encodes 76 amino acids. The transcript has 2 exons. Lineage: Eukaryota; Fungi; Ascomycota; Dothideomycetes; Botryosphaeriales; Aplosporellaceae. The record is from RefSeq and is a predicted model, not a curated record.
AUGGGUCUCUUCGAUAAGCUGCAAGCCAAGCUCGAGCUCUACCGUCUCGAGCAGCGCUACACGCGCCGUGACAAGCGCACCACCUUCAUCAGCGAUGCCACCUACGUCGACGGGGAGUACGUCUACACUGGACACCCGACGUCGCCAACCUCGAGUGUCUCGCGGCGCUGGAGCAAGAUGCCCAGCGCGGCCGUCAGGGAACUGGCCCGGUCCGGCACCGGCAGGUCAUAA